AUGAAUCCAACAUUCGUUUCUGUCCCUACUCCUAAAUCUACCGAAAAACCGGGUUGUGACGCGAUAAUCCGUUAUAAGGGACCUACACUUAACACCACUGAAAAACCCGAUGGCGACCCAGUCAAUCAAUGUUCUAUCAU
Messenger RNA from Racocetra persica, 140 nucleotides. Lineage: Eukaryota; Fungi; Glomeromycota; Glomeromycetes; Diversisporales; Gigasporaceae. The record is from the annotation of a GenBank genome assembly.